Messenger RNA from Hypoxylon trugodes, 579 nucleotides. RefSeq lists its product as uncharacterized. Bases 1 to 579 code for a protein of 192 amino acids. The record is from RefSeq and is a predicted model, not a curated record. The transcript has 2 exons. Lineage: Eukaryota; Fungi; Ascomycota; Sordariomycetes; Xylariales; Hypoxylaceae.
AUGAAUACCGAGACGUGCACAACCCUCCAACAAGAGUUGAAUAAACUAUUGUAUGGGCUAGGGUGCUCUUAUAGGAACAUACGGACGUCAAACCCAGUUGCCGAGAAGAUACCGCGCGAUAGCUACGCCGACGCCAUCCACCACAGAAACGAGCGUACAUACGUUAUACAAUCGCUAUACCUAGAAGAUGGAGACCUAUUCAUAUAUCACGUAUUGAACCCUGAGGGUGAGCACUGCGAAGCACAAGUGUUCAUAAAAUGUCGCUUACCGGUGCGGUUAUAUCAAGCUCGCAAGAGGAGGAUCCAAAGGUUGAAGCGAUCGGAUAAUCUCAGAGAUAAGUUUGAGAUGAACGAAGCAACCGUAUUAGUCUCUCGUAUUCCGGAUGAAGGCAUCGGUAGGCAUUUAAAUCAUUGUUCGACGAAGCAGGCAAAAGUGUGGCAUGGGCUCUCGAGGGAGUUGUUUCCUCCUUUGCCUUCGCCAGGUGAUUCUCGCGCGGAUGUUCAUAUGGAAGGCUCACAACUUGACCGAGGGUAUCUUUCAUAUGCUGAAGCUGUCUCGCUGCGGAAGGGUCCUAUUUAA